Messenger RNA from Hydractinia symbiolongicarpus, 623 nucleotides. RefSeq lists its product as uncharacterized. The transcript has 5 exons. NCBI's taxonomy places the organism in Eukaryota, Metazoa, Cnidaria, Hydrozoa, Anthoathecata, Hydractiniidae. Bases 61 to 486 code for a protein of 141 amino acids. The record is from RefSeq and is a predicted model, not a curated record.
AUUAGUUCACCUUAUUUUGCUCUGAGAAUUCUGACAAGUUGGUCGUGAAAAAAUACAAGAAUGAUUGGAAUGAAAAUUCUUGUUGUAUUUGCUCUCUUCGCUUUUAUUGAAUGCAAAAGAGGCAAGAGAGAUGUUUAUAGGAAUUAUGAUCAAGCCAUAAAACAAGACCGAGAAAUGAUGGGCAGAAACUAUUUCAUGGCACGAGACCCGCGACGACAAAUGAGAAAUGAGAAUUAUUUCGCGCCACUUGGACGGGGAGACCAAUUACGUCAACCAAAUGAUAAUUAUUUCUUAGCACGAGAUCAACGAAUACGACAAAUGUUAAAUCGAAGAUAUUUUGUAUCGCAGGACCAAGCACGUCAAUUUUUACAGAGAAAGCGUGCUUUUGAUAUCGACGGCUGUAUAAAGAGUUGUUUAAAUAACUAUUCAUCAGAUCCUGUUAGAUGUUGCCAAAACAUAUGCCGUGUUGCGACUUGUUCCAUGUAAAAUAAAGAACCAUGCCGAAUCUGAUCACCAAAGAGCACGAGAAUCAGCAUCGAUCUCAUCUCACCAGAAACAUUUUUGUAAUAUUUUUUUAUUGAUAAGUUGAACCUUUUAUCAAAAUAAAAUGAUUUUUCUAUAUA